Molecule: messenger RNA, 2056 nt
Organism: Oncorhynchus keta (chum salmon)
Lineage: Eukaryota; Metazoa; Chordata; Actinopteri; Salmoniformes; Salmonidae
Exons: 6
Coding region: 176-889 (237 amino acids)
Source: RefSeq, a predicted model, not a curated record
GGGCGUUCUCCCGCUUUCAUGACAACUCCGUAACUCGAAAAUUUCGAGUUUUUUUUUGCGUAGAUCUAGCUACCUAUUGGUUGAUUCUAUGAACCCAUUUCAAGCAAAUCUAUGUCAUUUACACGAUAAAAGACAUUAGCAGAUUAUUUUUUUUCAUACCACACAAACCGCCAAAAUGCCGGCUACUAGUGUGCAACUCGCUAUUAAGGUUCCUGUCCUGUCCUGUCCAAUCUCAGGUUCCUGUCCUGUCCAAUCUCAGGUCCCUGUCCUGUCCACCCUCAGGUUCGUGUCCUGUCCACCCUCAGGUUCGUGUCCUGUCCAACCUCAGGUUCGUGUCCUGUCCAACCUCAGGUUCGUGUCCAACCUCAGGUUCCUGUCCUGUCCAACCUCAGGUUUGUGUCCUGUCCAACCUCAGGUUCGUGUCCAACCUCAGGUUCCUGUCCUGUCCAACCUCAGGUUCCUGUCCUGUCCAACCUCAGGUUUGUGGCCUGUCCAACCUCAGGUUCCUGUCCUGUCCAACCUCAGGUUCGUGUCCUGUCCAACCUCAGGUUCGUGUCCUGUCCAACCUCAGGUUCCUGUCCUGUCCAACCUCAGGUUUGUGGCCUGUCCAACCUCAGGUUUAUGGCCUGUCCAACCUCAGGUUCCUGUCCUGUCCAACCUCAGGUUCCUGUCCUGUCCAACCUCAGGUUUGUGUCCUGUCCAACCUCAGGUUCCUGUCCUGUCCAACCUCAGGAGCCCUGACAUGGUGAAGAGAUGUCAAUCAGUGGUGGACACGGUCAGAGCUCGCCCUGAAGAGGGGGCUAUUUCCAAGGGAAAACACGCCAGACAAACAGGAGGGGAAUUCCACAUGAAAGCCUGCGAUGCACAGGCCUUGAGACGCACAGUAUGAAGCAAGCACUUCGACAUACAUUUACAUGUAUGUGUGGUGUCUGGGGGGGUUGGCAAAAACUCAAGACAUCAAAAACUGACUGUGUCACAUUUCUUACCUUUGUGUAUGAAAUAAAGAUAGCAGUGACCUAAUAAUUGGUAUUAAUAUUGAUUUGAAAUGUUUUAUGUUCUGUUCUGGCACCGGUGCGUGUUUCCAUUCUCCUUGGCUGUCUUUAUUCCAUGGUAUUCUGUGUCUAAAUGGCUUUUUCUCCACCUGAAAUUACAAGUUAUUCCCUAAAUAGUGCACUAUGUUUUGAUCAGAGCCCUAUGGGUCCUGAUCAACAGUAGUGGACUAAAUAUGGAAUAGGGUGUCCUUUGGAACCCUGUCUUUAUGAUAUGGAACAAACUACUGCAUGUUGGAAUCGUCUGCAGGUAGGCCUGCUACCCUCUCUGUCUCUCUGUUUAUUAAAAAUCGUGUCUGAGAGUUUCACCACUUCUCUCCCAGAGCCCCUACAGAUAGGAUGAGACACCCCUCUGUCUAUGGCUGCGUUUACACAGGCAGCACAAUUCUGUUACUUUUUCCGCUAAUUUUUAUUUUUGACCAAUCACAUCAGAUCUUUUCACAUCAAAUAUAUUUUUCUGAGUUGAUCUGAUUGGUCAAAACACCAAUUUGUGAAGAAGAAAAAAAGAUACGAAUUGGGCUGCCUGUGUAAACGCAGCCCUGUUUCCUCACCACAGAACAGCUCUGUUUCUCCUCUCUCCUCUGUUGACCUCAAGCCCAGUUUCCUCCCCUCACUCUCGUCUCCUCCACCCUUACUGCAGAACAGCUCUCUUUCUCCUCCUCAAGCCCGGUUUCCUCCCCUCACUCUCGUCUCCUCCACCCUCACUGCAGAACAGCUCUCUUUCUCCUCCUCAAGCCCGGUUGACUGAUAACCAAUGUACUGAGUCUGUACCACUACAAACUGUUAGAGAGACUUUAUCACAGUGUUACGUAAUUCCGGACGGAUUCUUGCUUGCUUGAACGCCAAUAAUUCAGAUACACAUGAAAACAUGAAAUGAGCCAGGGAAUCGGUAGAACAUCACUCAGAGAUGCACAAAAAAAACAGUAUAACAUUCAAAAUGGGGUGAACCUUUCCUUUAAGCAAAAUCUGAAUAAAAUGUUUGAAAUCUUCCAAUUACUAAGAAACCA